Messenger RNA from Leptosia nina, 261 nucleotides. The record is from the annotation of a GenBank genome assembly. Lineage: Eukaryota; Metazoa; Arthropoda; Insecta; Lepidoptera; Pieridae.
AUGCGCAACGCCUCCUUGGCAGGCACUUGUUCCUCGCAAGUUGUGCGGGGCUUAACGCCACUCUUUAGCCUCGCAUACAGUGAAAAAUUCCCAGCACCUGCUCCCUCUGGUGUGCAACAAAUAGGGUUUCAUAUUUCAGAUAUCCAGGCACCGGUGACCGGGGCAACCCGGGGACAAAUGAAUCAAGUAGACGCUUAUGUGUUCUUGGACUUUGUCUUGUCUCUGACUUCACUUUAUACUAUACGAAUGAACGAGGAAUAA